Styela clava is the source of this 2407-nucleotide messenger RNA. RefSeq lists its product as uncharacterized. The record is from RefSeq and is a predicted model, not a curated record. NCBI's taxonomy places the organism in Eukaryota, Metazoa, Chordata, Ascidiacea, Stolidobranchia, Styelidae. Gene Ontology annotation, cellular component: nucleus.
UGGCAAAGUAGAUUAAAAAACACAAUAUGAAUAUAUUUUUAUCAGAUUUAACUAAUUAUUUAAAAUGGCGUCGUCAUCUGCCAGUUGGGUUAAAUUCUUCAAAGAUGCUGGAAUUCCAGCUGAUCAAAGUGCGAAGUACGCUGUGAUGUUUUCGGAUCACAGAAUACAGAAAGGAAUGCUCGGUGAUUUGGAUCGCGAUAUUUUAUCCGACAUCGGAAUAAAAGCUGUCGGGGAUAAAAUGGCGAUUAUGAAGCACGCCAAGUUCGUGGAUGACCAAACAAAGCGUGACGCUUCAUCGAAGAUUCUUGCAGACGGAAUUAAGACUCUUGAAAAUCGUACGAGUAAGGGAUCGUCACCGGCACAAAGAAUGAUAAACCAUAGCAUUAAUAGUCGUUCACCUUCUGGUAGAAAUUCUCCUAAAAUUGUUGUCGAAAAUGUAGAGAAACCGAAAAAUUUGGCUGAAGAUUUUGACCCAAGAAAGACGGUGUUUGAUAGACUAGGGGUCGAUUCACCGAACAAAUCGCCUUCCAAAAGUAGCGGGAUAUUUAAACGGCUUGGAGGGGAGUUACCCAGCGAGGAACUCCCUUACGCUGGCAUAUUGAAAAAGCCGUCAUCGCCUGUGACAACAAAAAAGAAAAUUCUCAUCGUUAAGAAAGCAAAGUCAACGAGUGUUCUUGAUCGGCUUGGAGUGCAAAAGUCCCCUCCCCAAGUUGUUAAAAAACCUGUUACUGUCACCAUGGCAAAGAAAGUUGUUUCAAUUAAAAAGAAACCUGUUGCCGUAGCAACAACGACAUCACCAACCAAAGUUUUAAUCAAGAGAAAUGUAGAAACCCCAAAAACUGGGAUUAAAAGGUCAUCUAAUGUACUUGAUCGUCUCGGAGAUAUCGUUACAAGCACAACGAAGCAAACCGAAGAAGCGACUGAGGAAUCUCCAGCUAUUAAAAGAAAAUUAAUAGUUGUCGGACAAAAGAAAAAACCUGCAACUUUGAAACGCAAAUCGACCGGUGACAUUCGGGAGAAAAUUUCUGCUAAGAAGCCUAUUUCAAGUAACACUGUGUCCAGUACUUCUUCUGCUGGGAUUUUUAAAGGUGCAGCUCAGGCCAGUUCAAGUGUCUUUGCUCGUCUCGGUGCCAAAUGACAGCAGCCGCUAGCAAGGAUGUCCAAAAUAAAUAGAAUUUUGCAGCUCCAGAAAUAUGUGCACCAAGAUGGCGCACAACCUGAACAUAGUAUGUGUACCAGGUUAGCGUUCAGGUUGUGCGCCAUCUUGGUGAACAUACAUCAGGAACGAAAAAUUUUCGAAUCGAUUUGGAAUUUAUUGUGUUCAAUAUUUUGAAUUAAUUUUUGAAAUAUUCAAAAUAGUUUCAUUUUAAAUUAUUUUUUAAAGAUUUGAAGUCACACAGUAUCAUGAAGUAAACCUUAAUAUUUCUGAAAUUAGAAAACUAGCAAAUUACUGUUUUCUGUGGUGUGUUGACCUAGUGGUCGGCAACACAGAUUACUUAGCUUGGGUCCAAAUUACUUCCCCCCCACCUUACCCAGGGUGUAAUAAAUUAGGUAGCCAAUGCCAAACUGGAAGGAACAAGUCUUUCGAAUAGGAGUAACUCCUCUCAUAUCGUUAAAUGUCAAUGGCUGCUUGUAUAGAGCCUUACAAAUGUUCUUACUGGAUGGGCUGUGUGGUUUGGCAAUGUUUUCUGGUACUGGAGCUUGAAUCAAAUUUUAAACUUUCCUGUGGUCUUGGAUCAAAAUUUUUUUGGAUUCUGAACAUGUUCUGUUGUUGGGACUGGUUUAAAAAUUCAAAAGCAUGCAUUAGUGCCUUCAGAAAAUAUGUGGAAUGAAAUAUUCCUGGUUUGGUAAACGGGGUGAUAGGAGCUGAUUCAGCUGAAUAAUUUGUAAUUUUUGAACUCAUUGAAAUUUACUGUUUUUUCUUGUAUUGAUCUGAUGUUUUUGCAGUAAAAUUGUAUCAUAUGUUACAGAUUUUAUACCAAAAAUUCAUUUUAAAUAUUCAAAUUGGAUUGCAAGAUAUGAUUCAAGGACUAUUAUUAAUAUACGAUCACUUCUAUCCAGCUGGUUAAUUUCAACUGGGUAUUCCCCCUCCUUUUUUAUCCUUUAACCAUCUGUUUUAUGAUAUUUUGUAUGUUUUUCAAUGAUAAGGACAAUACUAUUCCGACCCCUUCAAUAUGGAAAUUCAGUAAUGCAUAUCUGGCCAGAAUCUAGAAUAUCAAAAUAGUACUAAGUGCCUUAGGAAUUUACUUUAAACGUGCUGUCUGAAACUACUAUUUUCAUAACUUGAGAUAAUCAGACUUUUUUAGGAAAAAAUCUUUUAAAUAUUCAGGUAAAUCAUGAUUUAUGUCAAAUGUUAUGAGUCCUAUUUUUACUCUUGAUAAAUUCAAUACAAAAUUAUCAAAUAGGA